Molecule: messenger RNA, 1323 nt
Organism: Scylla paramamosain (green mud crab)
Lineage: Eukaryota; Metazoa; Arthropoda; Malacostraca; Decapoda; Portunidae
Exons: 5
Coding region: 153-1166 (337 amino acids)
Source: RefSeq, a predicted model, not a curated record
UGCUUCUCAGUGUCUUUUACAGCAAGUGAGAGAACAACUGUAUAUGUUUAAGGACUAGAAUUAAUAUUAGAAUUCCAUUUAUAUAACGAUCCAGCAACUUUUCUCGUGACCAAACGCACACCCUCAGUAUAAGAAACAUUCCCAGCUUCUCGAUGUCACUUUACUUUCCACAGUUAGAACGACAGAACCUUUAUUACGGAAUGGUGAGCACUUUCCACUGGUGGCUCUUCUCAUGGACUCUGGUGUCUUUGGCCUCAGCGAAGCAAGGAUGUCUAUCUAGUGGUUUGCUUGACAGAAGAAAUUCUACUCCAUCUUUCACUAUCGGAAAUGGCAUCACUCUGAGGUUCAAACUUCGAAAUUCAGUCAAGCGGCUUAUUCUUCAUGCAGCCCUAGAAGACGAUAAUGAACAAGAGUUGUAUGAGCUGGGGAUGAUAGAAAACAUGAAAGUUGUGUGGGGAGACAUGGAGGUUACACUGAAGGAUUCUAAAACUCACAACAAUGUGUUUAAGGUCCCUUGGCCCCCCAUACUUAUACCCCAAGCUUGGACAACGCUGUUUCUUCGUCUUCAUUACCACCAUUUUCUUCAAUUAGCACUUGUUCCUCACGAAGCCAUGGGAAAAUCUCGCGGUUUUGUACACUCCCAGAUCUUUGUAAAACCAACUGCCAUCACUACCAACCUUGAGAGAUUUGGUGUUACGAAACUCCGGUUGAAGCUUCUCACUUCCAAUAUAUCCAUAGAAUAUACUGUAAACUGUGGCCAAGAAUCCCUAGCAACAACCUUUGCCUCAGAGUUUGGAAUACUUUCAAAUGAAUCCUUCUGGCGCAAUAUGGCAUGGAUUUUUCUGGGGAUCAUGUUAGUUACUGUGGUGAUUCUUAUUUUAACAUUAAUCAAGAUAUAUUAUGACAGAAGAAAACAGAAGCCCAACAGCUUCAUACUGGCAAGAUUUCAGUCUGGUGGCAAGGAAAGUGCGUCUCCUGGUCCUGUAAUGGUGUCAUCCACUCGAGGUGGUAAGCAAAAGGAAUCUGGAGGGAUGGAAGAUGAAAGUGGACUGCAGCCUCCCCGGGUUACUGUGGGUGUGGUGUCCUCUCGGGCCCCCUCACCUGGUCAUGAAGUUGAUGAAACCACCAUGGAUUAUGUUAACAAGGCAUUCUCAUAUGAUAACUGAUAUCCCAUUACUACCAAUGAAGCAUGAUUUCUUAAAAAAUUCUCAAAUACAUGCAGAUAAAAUUUGAUCAAGUUUUAACUUGAAGUAAAAUUCCUAAACAUUAUACAACAAAAACAAACAGUAUGUAGUAAAUAAUUUUCUUCCUCUUACCAUGCUA